AUGAAGGGUUGGAACCUCAGGGUUUUUGGAAAUAUCCAUUCUCGUUUAAAGCAGGAUCAGCUGCGUUUUGAGACUGCAGCUCGUAUUUCAGACGAGGACCCCAGUGACAUGGAUAAACUUAACUCAAUGAAAGCGGUUAUGGCUGUGUUGAGUGAGAUGCGUUUACAGCAGGAGGAAAAUAUUGAUGGUGAUUUGUUUGAUUAUGAACAUGAUUCCAUAUCUGCUGAGGAAAGUAUAGCCAUGGAUAUUAUUCCUACCCCAGAUGAGAUUCGACAAGCUGUUUUCGACCUUGGAGCUGAUAGUGCGCCAGGUCCCGAUGGUUUCUCUGGGUGUUUCUAUCGCCAUUGCUGGGAUAUUAUUCAGGAGGACUUAAUCAAGGACAUUAUGCACUGUUGGAACAGUGGUCAUAUUCCGAAUGGUGUUAACUCCUCUUUAAUCAUUUUGCUUGCAAAGGUACGGGGCGCUAAUACUCUUCAUAACUUUAGACAAAUAGGUCUUAGUAAUUUUUUCUUCAAAAUUUUCACUAAGAUUCUAGCUACUAUACUUGGUAGUGUUCUAGACAAGAUGGUGUCGGAGGAACAGGUUGCCUUUAUGAAAGGACGCAAUAUUCAUGAGAACAUAAGCUUGGCCUCAGAAAUGGUUAAUGAGUUGCACAUUAAGCGUAAAGAUGGUAAUAUUGGUCUAAAGCUUGACAUUUCUCAGGCUUUUGACACGGUGAGUUGGUCUUUUGUGCUAGAAGUUUCCGUAAUUAUGGAUUUUAUGAGAAUUGGUGUUCUUGGGUUCUUAAUAUCUUGCAAUCGGCUAGAAUCUCUAUUCUUUUGA
Messenger RNA from Papaver somniferum (opium poppy), 822 nucleotides. RefSeq lists its product as uncharacterized. The record is from RefSeq and is a predicted model, not a curated record. The coding region runs from base 1 to 822 and encodes 273 amino acids. The transcript is spliced from 2 exons. Lineage: Eukaryota; Viridiplantae; Streptophyta; Magnoliopsida; Ranunculales; Papaveraceae.